Molecule: messenger RNA, 201 nt
Organism: Prunus armeniaca (apricot)
Lineage: Eukaryota; Viridiplantae; Streptophyta; Magnoliopsida; Rosales; Rosaceae
Source: the annotation of a GenBank genome assembly
AUGGUGCUAGGUAUGAAGGGAUGUGUGGGAGGGAGGGAGGGUGUAGAACUUGGAGAUAGAUGGGUGGUUGAGGAAGGAAUGGGCGGGUGGGGGCUAGGUAUAGAGGCAGUUGUGGGAGGAGAGGGAGAGUGGGGGGCUAGGGUGUACAUAGAUCAUAGGGUGUACUUAGUUAAUUUUAAGGUUCGUUUAGUAGGACUCUAA